Messenger RNA from Arabidopsis arenosa, 600 nucleotides. The record is from the annotation of a GenBank genome assembly. Lineage: Eukaryota; Viridiplantae; Streptophyta; Magnoliopsida; Brassicales; Brassicaceae.
UAUCUUAUAUUAUAAACAUUGACAUAUAUCAAUGGGGAAUUGUCUGCGACACGACAAUGCCGUUGCCGGAAACGAGAAAGACGAUCUCGAGCCCGAGCCGCUGGUUAAGUUAUUGGAAGAAAGCAAAACGAGUUACAAUGGUGAAGAAGAAAGUGAAAGAUCAACGGAAGAAGAAUCUAAGGUGAUAAGGAUUAAAGUUGUGGUGACAAAAAAAGAACUUAGACAAAUCUUGGGUCACAAGAAUGGUAUCAACUCCAUUCAACAGUUGGUUCAUGUUCUCAAAGAUAGUGGCAGAAACAUCUCCAGGGCUAAUUAUGAAGAAGAUGAGAAAGAAGAAGGUAAUGAAAAUUGGAGGCCUUCGUUAGAAAGCAUUCCUGAGAGUCAUUAUUGAUAUUUAAUCAUAUAUUUUUAACUAAUUAUCCAUCUACAGUACCUUUUGACCUUUUCCAAGAUGACUGUUUGUUUUGUUGUCUAUGUUUGCUCCUUUUUAACCAAUGUUAUCUCAUUAACAUUGGUGUUUUUUUUUUUCUUGUUUGUUUUCCCCAUCAUGUUUGGUGCUUUGUGUUUUUGUUAGAGCACUAAUCAACUAUUAUAUGUCAU